CCAGCAGUGCGCGCAAUGAAAUCGAGGCAGCGUAAACAGUACUCCAGGAACAUGAAAAGAUCGGAUGACAGUGAGAGGGAAAAGAGGAGAAAGAGGCGGAGGCUUCUACAGGAACUGGGAGAACAGAGGAUACCCUACCUUUCUCCUACAGACCCGGGAUUCCAGGAACUGUGGGACUCCAGUUAUGCGGGACUGGCUUUACGGCAGUCUGGUACCCUUCCAGGCGAUCUCCAUGAAAAGGUGCAGUCUGCUCUGAGAACUUUUCAGCGUCGUGGUUGCCUCCUCAGAGAUCUUGUUCGCAUUCGUGACCGGGACAUCUUCACAGCCGUUUCACGUGCCCUUGUGGGUCAGCCUGGCUACACUUACCGUUAUCUGGACACCCGUCUAUUUACCAUCCCCUGGCACCGUGAGGAGGGAGACAGCCAGAGAGAUGAGAAUGAGAAACUUUGCUGUGACUCUGACCUGAGGGGUGCUUGCCAAGCAUUGUGGGAGCUCAAUCAGUUCUUUUUGACAGAUGUUCAACAGCAGACAAAAAUGAGAGGUGUCAAACGUUCUCGCAGUGACACAGAAAACAGUGAAGAUACUCCAGGGGAGGGGACAUGUGAAGAGAGUGUUAAGGACAGGGUACAUGAGAAGACAAAGGAGAAAGAGGAGAGGACAGAUGAGGAGGUGGAGCAAGAAGACAGUGGUCAGGGCUGCUCACAUUCCUCACCUUCUGCCUCCGCUCCACCACCUGCUGUGGCUGGCCCGGUCCACUUUAAUGUUACACUCAUCAACUAUAUGGACCCCACAGCCAUGACCCAACUGAAAGAAGAGCCAUAUUACGGCAUGGGCAAAAUGGCAGUGGGGUGGCAUCAUGAUGAGAACCUGGUGCCUCUCUCACCAGUUGCUGUCUACAGCUAUAGCUGCCCAGCAGAGCCAAAGAAUGAAGGAGUGACUGCAAAAGAUGGGGAGGGACAGAGUAAAGAAAAAGAGACUGAGACAAAGGAUGAAGGAACGAAUAAAGAUGAAGGAGAGAAGGAAAAAGGUGAAGGUUCGAAGAAAGAGGAAGUGGGAAAAGAGAAGACAUGUUGGCGUGUUGGACUGAAGGUAGCCUGGGACAUCCACACACCAGGCCUGGCCCUGCCUCUUCAAUCUGGAGACUGCUACUAUAUGACAGAUGAUUUGAAUCGAACACAUCAGCACUGUGUUCUGGCUGGUGACACUGCUAGAUUCAGCUCCACACACAGAGUUAUACAGUGUUGUACAGGUACACUGGACUACAUACAGAAGCGUUGCUCGGAGGCCUUGGAGAAUUUACACACAGACCCUGAGAAUAACACCAAAAGCUUGUUUUCCCUCCUUCCCUCCACCCUGCAGCACAUUGAGGACAUACACAACGAGGUGGAGUUUGAAUGGCUGAGACAGUAUUGGUUCCAGGGCCGACGUUACGCUCCAUUCUGCAGCUGGUGGACUAAACCCAUGGAACAACUGGAGAACGACUGGAAGGAAAUGGAGCGAAUGCUCGUUUCUUGAUCAGUGAGAUAAGCGGCUGAAGAAAAAGGAAUUAAAUCUGGAGUUGCAGACCAUGACUGAUUAAUCACUACUGGGGAAACACACAAACACCAACUCAAAUUCAUCACACAUAUAUGCUUUAUAACAUUCCACAAAAACACACACACAUUACAGAGGGAUUAAAAUGUUAGCUGACAGUCAGGUGGAAUCAGACCUCAUUUGGUAGAUAUAUGCUUAUCUCUCUCUCUCUCUCUCUCUUGCUCUCUUUUCCUCUAAUGUGUCUUUCUGUCUCCUCUAUCCUUCCUUUUAUUUUCUCAAAGUCACUAGGUUGGCUAUCAUGUUGGGGCUCUAAACUGAGUUAAGCCACGGUUCAGAACAAUAAGAGGAAGAAUGGGAGAUCCUGAUGGCAAGCCACUGUACAAUUGUUGGAGUCACUUGAAAAAUAGCUAAGACAGAUAGGAAUUAUAAAAAAAAAAAAAAAAGAAAUUGCAGAUAAUUUGAGAGGUAUUAGGGAGAGACAGGAGAGAAGAGAGAAAAGAAGAUGAUAUAAAAGGAGAGAGAGACAUGAGCACAGAGCGGUGAACAAGUGAUGUUAUGCAGGAGUACAGUCUGGUGGCUGAUGCAUACUCAGAAGUUGCAGUCUUUGUGUUUGGACAGAAGUUGAGAGCGAGGGCUGAGAUGAAUAGACACAUAUGUGUUUGAGAGUAAACACACUCUCUCUCUCCAAUGGGAAAUGUUCCUGUUGGAAUCUCUUAUGAUCCCUUCCCUUUCAACUCUCUUCCUCUCUCUGUCUCUCUCAAUGUUUCGUACAGUUCAGUGGAAAGUUACAGAUGAUUUUGGGAUUAUAAAGUACAUUCGGUUUUUUACACUGAAUAGAUCAGGCUUGACCACUAGAAAGUAAAAUCACACCUUAUUGGCACGGACACUUGAAAUGGUAGAGGAUAGGUACAGAAAGAUAACAUACUCUUUUUAAUCCUUAAUGCCAAUUUCUCUUCCUGGAAAAGCAUUUGGAUUUUUUUGCGCACUGAGGAAUUUCAAAUCAACUCAUCUUAAAGUCUUGAUCAUAGAUCUUAUUGAUAUGGCUGUUUGUUGUGUACACUGUAACUGUUAUUUUGUCUUUUAGUUAUCAUAACUUAAAAUGUAGAGGUAGAAUUACUGCCCAGUACUGAUCUUGUUGAAAUAACUCAAUUAUCCAAGUUUUUGUUGCAUUUUGUUGAACUUGUGAUGAGUAAUUAAACUUAGAAAAACUAUUCAGCUAAAAUCAAAAAUACUGUAUGAGUAAAGAGAACCAUGCACAUCAUGCUCACGUAUUUGGAUUUCCAGCAUGCACUGCGGCAUGAAUACUGUACAUUUAGCUAAUUGCACUAUUACUGCCUCACUUUUCUUUCUUUUUUUUUUUUUUUUUAUUGUUUGCUUCUUUUUUAUGCUGUUGGUUGUUGUGUUUGUUGUCACUUUCAGUUCAAAGUUCAUCCUUUUACUCGAUGUGUGUGAUGAUUGUCACUGUCAUCGCAAUUUGCGUGUAACGUGUUGAGUCCCAUGUGUGUCGCCUUUACAAGUUUAAGUCAGAAUAUACAGUAAUCGAGUGAUCAAACAUUCAUCUUUGAUCAUCAACUGGCCAUUUACCAUCAAAUGGUAGUUUAUUUGACCUCUGACAGUGGAAUGGCCAUAACUACUUCUGUGGUUAUCAAUAGUAUUAAAUUAUAAUACAGGUAAUUCACUUAUAUAAUCAGUUUGAAAUUAAUUAGAAUGAAGUUUAUUAAACUAAAAGUUAAAUUUAUUAAAAAAGACGUUAAGCUCAUUUAAAGUUAUUGAUUUAAGUAAAUUUUAUGAUCUGUUUAAACAACUUUCCCUCUUAAGUUGAUACAACUUAAACAUUUAAGGCAGCAUAAACACUUUUUUAAAGUUGAAACUACAAGAUUUCUUUUUUUUUUUACACUGUGGUUCAGUGUGGGUUUCUGUGGGUUUAAAUAGUGGGGCUGUGCCACUAUGUUUGAGAUUUUGGGAAUUUUAGUUAUUACAAUAUUUUAACUAGUUUAUUUUAUCACAUGGAAUUGGCCAUGGAUCAUCUAUUUCAAAGCAUUGUACUAUAAAAAGAUACAACCAGUGUUUUGUAGUAAUGGCCUUGAUAACAUAAUCAGAACACAAAAAUCAAGUAAAUGCAAUAAGAUCACAUUUUAAAUGUGUAAUCUGAUUAGUUACUUUUUAUUGAUUACAUUAUUACAUAUUAAUUACGUUACCUAUAAGUCCUCACUUUCAAAGAAUCGUUGAUUGACUUAAUGUUUACUAAUGUUUAACCUUUUCGUACGUGAGUUUCUCCUGUACUGACAGAUACUCCCUGCGUGAGUUCUUUAAUGCACACUGCAAUUAAAAUAAAUCUUACCUUACACUUCACAACAGAUGCACUGAAGGACAGAUUAUAUCACAGCGGGUGCACUGAAGGUCAGAUUAAAUGUUAUCAAACAUAUAAUGUGGUUUUUAGAUAUUUAUAAUGAAUGAUUAUGAUAGAUAAGAUGCGAUCGCAAAUGCUUUUGCUGGCUAUGCGUGCCACCAUAUUUACGUUGCAAUGCAAGAUGGGAUUCUGAGUUUGAAUCGUCAUAGAAGCAUACAAAAGGAAGAGCAUAGAAGGUUCUAAAAACCUAGCACUUCCACUCUCCCAGCCCCAGGAGUUGUGACGGACAGAAUGGGAGAAGGCUCGAGCGAACUGACUAGUUUGUAUAUUCUUUUACAUCAGAAAACAUGGCCGCAGCACUGCAUCUAAACAGUGCGC
This is a messenger RNA of Myxocyprinus asiaticus (Chinese sucker), 4261 nucleotides long. Its product is annotated as alpha-ketoglutarate-dependent dioxygenase FTO-like. The record is from RefSeq and is a predicted model, not a curated record. Bases 16 to 1515 code for a protein of 499 amino acids. Gene Ontology annotation, biological process: DNA alkylation repair; RNA repair; regulation of multicellular organism growth. Lineage: Eukaryota; Metazoa; Chordata; Actinopteri; Cypriniformes; Catostomidae. The transcript has 8 exons. Gene Ontology annotation, molecular function: broad specificity oxidative DNA demethylase activity; ferrous iron binding; mRNA N6-methyladenosine dioxygenase activity.